CACAGCGAAAACAAAAGAAAGGUUACGUCACUGCUGUGUUUCGCGCUUUAAAAGUCCGAGCUGUGAUUAUAAAGGCGAGCACAUUUGAGAAGGCGCUCUGCUAUUGGAGGCAGGGAGGAGAGCCAGCAGCAGCAGCAGCAGCAGCAGCACCCCGGAGCACAGGGGAUACUCCACAUCUCCACAUCUGCUUCGGAUGCUCCAGAUGAGUGUGCUUGCUGCAGCGGCACAGAAGUCAGACAGCAGCAGCAGCAGCAGCAGUAACGGUGACAUGCAGUCGGCCGCAGUGGCUCCCUCCUUCAUCCCCAGCCAGCCGGGAAAGAUACCGGGCAGGAAGAGGGGCAGGCCCCCCCUCCGCAGCGUGGCCAAGAUGGAUUUCCCCAACCGGUACCCCGAGUCGCUGCCGCCGCUCAAAGUACCAAAGAAGAGGGGGAGAAAGCCGGGCUUCAAGCUCAAACCGCGGAUGGUGAUGACCCCUCUGGCUAUUUCUCCACCCAGCAGCACGCCCGAGCCCGACAUGAGCUCCAUCCCUCAGGACGCUGCCACCAUCCCCCACUCUGCCACAGCCCAGGUGCUAACAGUUUGCAUCUACAUCAACAAGCAGGCCAACACGGGCCCCAACCUGGACAGGAAGAAGAUCCAGCAGCUUCCCGAUCACUUUGGACCCGACCGGCCGUCCGUAGUGCUGCAGCAGGCCGUCCAGGGCUGCAUCGACAGCGCCUUCCAGCAAAAAACCGUGUUCACCCUCCUCACGCAAGGCUACGGAGGAGAAAAAAUAUCAGGUGCUGUACCAAGACCUCGACCAGCCACAUUUGAUGGGAAGCAGCAUCUUUUGAGCCUCCCUGUGGUGAACAGCAUCGACUAUGUGCUUCGUUUCCUCAAGAAGCUCUGUCGCAGCCUGCACUGUGAAAACCUCUUCAGCGAUCAGCCCAUUAGCCAGCGCGGCGGUGGAUCCUAUCACUCAGACGCUGAGACGUCUGUGGCCGACGACUAUCACGGAGACCAGUCGGAAGGCAAGCGCUACUCCGUCGACCACGGCGACUCCGCCUUCGGCUCCAUAAGCUCGUCCUACUCCUCCAAGUCCUCCUACGGGUUCCGCUCUUCGCAGCAGUUCUCCGGCGGCUCGGGCUCCAUGAGCAUGUGCAGGCAGCCGGCCUCCAGCCCCGGCAUGUUCCCGGACGGCAACAGGACGGGAGGAUACGGUGUGUCUCCAGAAUCCCAGGAGUCCAAAGCCCCGGCCAAUAAGGACCCGACCACGUGGUCUGUGGAGGAUGUUGUCUGGUUCGUCAGAGACGCAGAUCCCCAGGCUCUGGGUCCCCAUGCAGACGUCUUCAGGAAGCACGAGAUUGACGGAAACGCCUUGCUGCUCCUGAAGAGCGACAUGAUCAUGAAGUACCUCGGACUGAAGCUCGGUCCGGCCCUGAAGCUGUGCUACCACAUCGACAAACUAAAGCAGACCAAGUUCUGAAAACUGUGCCAAACCCAAUGUCCGGUAGAACGUUCUAGAGGGGUUCGGUUCUCUGGCCGGCCGGUCUGUGAUCCGACGGGAAAGAGAAAGUCUCCGUGUGAUUUAGGAUCCUUCUAAUGCUUUACAUUUUCAGCCUUUUAGAAACAUUUCAGCAUGAGUUUCACCUUUGGUUCAGCAUGAAAUGGUCCUAACUGGAUCGUGAAAGGGCAUUUCAGUGGACGAAAACCUAAAGGAAGUCACUCAUUUAUGUUCGAGAGGCUAAAAAUCUAAAAACGUCUGCUGUUAGGGGGGAAAUUUGACUUGAGUUUUAUUUAACCAACAGAGCCAAUCGAAGCAGUCGGACAGCCAAAGAAUCUGAUCCGACGCUUGUAGACGACCGAUGAGAUUCCCAGAGGCUCACAGACCAGAAGACUCUUUUUGAACCGGUUUGCCAAUAAUUUCAUGAUGUCACACGCGAUUAUCACAGAUUCGCCUGCGUUCACAGAUCUUGAUGUACAGUUCCAGUCAGAAGUAACUCCUCUUUAUUAUGGACGCCACAAUAAAAUAUCUCCCUUCUGAUAUAUUUAACUAGAGACUCGUGAGGGCGUGUGUAUGUAAAUAUUUGAGUCUUAUUAGAGAAAAUCCACUACAAAUCCAAAGUUGUGAACCUAAUUCCUCUUUUAUUUUGUUCCACUUUUUUCUAUCAUGGGAACAAAUUGAAAAAAAAAAAAAGAAAUUAAAUGAUAGUAAAAUCAUUAAAUGCUCAGAAUGAUGUCAUUCUGAUUUCAUGUUCAUGGGUGGAUGUAAAUUUCUGACCAGAACUGUACACUCUUGGUUCUGAAAAACAUCUUUUACACAUGUAGCCUAAAAAGUCCCCCCCAAAAAAGUUUUUUUUUGUUUUUUUUUUCACAACAAUCAUAAAUCAUCGACCAAACAUGCUGUCACCUCGUCUACUUAGCAGGCUCAAUGCAUAUCCGUACCAGUACUGACCAGCGGUGCAUUUAAAGCAGCGUUGACUCACAGGUUUAGAAAAUCACUUUGAUACUAUUUUUUCACAUUGCCGUAUUAGUAAUGGAUUUGUCAUUCUUUGUUUUUGUAUGACUUGAAUAUUUAAACAGUAUAGCAAAGCAAAAAAUAACGAAGAAUAUAAAGAAGAUGACGGCAUAGUCUGUGUGAUAUAUUUAUAUCUUAGAUUGUUAUCUCCGCUUCAUACACUGACGUUUUAUUGUUUUUCUAUUUUUUUAUUAUUUAAACGUUAGUGUCGAUAGAGAGAGUUGCCAAAACCCCCCGACCGUUGUUGUAAAUGCAUUUAUUAUUUAGUAUUGCUUUUGUACGCAUUCUUUUCUAAACGACUAACCUUUGUAAGUGAACGCUGCCGUGAGACUCUGCAGGUGGAGCGAGUCCAGUGAGAUCAGACGGAGGCGUUUUACUUUGAAAAUCACAGCGAGUUUUUAGGAGAGUCCGCCGAGGCUCUGCUGGUGCUACACUUGAUCUACGUGUUUAACUGUUUGCUUUUGUGUUCGUGAGAUCUCCAGAGGAUCUUCUGACUGUGCUGUGCUGUAUGUGAGCAUUAAAACUCAACCGAGAGUCCCAAA
Poeciliopsis prolifica (blackstripe livebearer) is the source of this 3039-nucleotide messenger RNA. RefSeq names its product sex comb on midleg-like protein 4. The coding region runs from base 194 to 1465 and encodes 423 amino acids. The record is from RefSeq and is a predicted model, not a curated record. NCBI's taxonomy places the organism in Eukaryota, Metazoa, Chordata, Actinopteri, Cyprinodontiformes, Poeciliidae. The transcript is spliced from 9 exons. Gene Ontology annotation, molecular function: protein binding.